Molecule: messenger RNA, 1486 nt
Organism: Daktulosphaira vitifoliae (grape phylloxera)
Lineage: Eukaryota; Metazoa; Arthropoda; Insecta; Hemiptera; Phylloxeridae
Gene: TrpRS
Product: tryptophan--tRNA ligase, cytoplasmic
Exons: 8
Coding region: 149-1471 (440 amino acids)
Biological process (GO): tryptophanyl-tRNA aminoacylation
Cellular component (GO): cytoplasm
Molecular function (GO): tryptophan-tRNA ligase activity; ATP binding
Source: RefSeq, a predicted model, not a curated record
AUAUUAACAUAUAACCAUAUUUUUAUUCUGUGAUAUAACGAAGAUUUUUUCAUCUUUAGAUGACGUUAUGUGUAACCGUGUCCGAAUUUCAACUUGGUAUUUUAAAGUCUGAUAAUAAGCCGGUUUUAGUUAUUGUAAAUUUGUCAUCAUGACAUCAGAAACAAAAAAUUCUGUUGAGGAAGACGAUUUUGUAGACCCUUGGAACGUAUGCAGCAAAUCCAAAAAGGGCAUUGAUUAUGACAAACUUAUUAACAGGUUUGGUAGUAGCAAAAUUAAUGAUGAUUUAAUACUUCGUCUAGAAGCUCUUGCAAAAAAACCUGUGCACCACUUUCUAAGAAGAGGCAUAUUUUUUUCACACAGAGAUCUUCAUAAUAUUUUAAAUUUGUACGAACAAGGAAAGCCAUUUUACUUAUACACAGGUCGAGGACCAUCCUCUGGCUCAUUACAUAUUGGGCACUUACUUCCAUUUAUAUUAACCAAGUGGUUACAAGAUGUUUUUGAUGUUCCUCUUGUAAUUCAGCUAACUGAUGAUGAAAAGUUUCUUUGGAAAGAUUUGUCAGUAGAAGAAACAAGACGUUUAGCAUUAGAAAAUGCUAAAGAUAUUAUAGCAUGUGGAUUUAAUAAAAAAAAUACUUUUAUAUUUUCCGACUUUCAGUUCAUGGGUGAGUGUCCUUCAUUCUACACCAAUGUGAUUAGGAUUCAAAAAAGUGUUACUUAUAAUCAAGUCAAAGGAAUUUUUGGAUUUGGUGACAGUGAUGUAAUUGGAAAAAUUGCUUUUCCUGCUGUUCAAGCAGCACCAUGUUUAUCAUCAACAUUCCCAUUCAUAUUUGGGAAUAAUAAUGUUCCUUGUUUAGUGCCUUGUGCUAUAGAUCAGGAUCCUUAUUUUCGGAUGACUAGAGAUGUUGCUCCUAAGCUUGGCAGUCAUAAGCCUGCUCUGAUACAUUCAUCUUUUUUGCCAUCAUUACAAGGAGCUGAUACUAAAAUGUCUGCCAGUGAUCUAAACUCUGCUAUUUACUUAACUGAUUCUACAAAACAAAUAAAAAAUAAAGUAAAUAAAUAUGCAUUUUCUGGAGGUCAAGUAACUAUUGAAGAGCAUAGAGAAAAAGGAGGCGAUUGCAGUAUAGAUAUAUCAUACCAAUAUUUGAAGCAUUUCUUAGAAAACGACGAAGAAUUAAAAAGAAUUGAAAAAGCCUAUUCUUCUGGAGAAAUGUUAACUGGAGAACUGAAAAAAAUACUAAUUGAUGAAGUUACUAAAAUUGUACUUGAACAUCAAGAUAAUAGAAGCAAAAUAACAGAUGAAGAAGUGAAAGAAUUCAUGACGCCUAGAGCUCUAGAAUGCUAUAAAUUAAAAUUGAUAUUUCUGGAAUAUAACAUGUUGCUAAAAUAUAAGUUUAUAAUCAAAUUGGACCAAAUCAUACUCUUUAGAAAAAAUAUUACAAUUUUUUACAAAAACUUCCAUAAGGAUUUAUAAUUUUUAAGUAUAAGU